Botrytis deweyae is the source of this 1281-nucleotide messenger RNA. RefSeq lists its product as uncharacterized. The record is from RefSeq and is a predicted model, not a curated record. Gene Ontology annotation, cellular component: late endosome; cytoplasm. The transcript has 3 exons. Lineage: Eukaryota; Fungi; Ascomycota; Leotiomycetes; Helotiales; Sclerotiniaceae. The coding region runs from base 1 to 1281 and encodes 426 amino acids. Gene Ontology annotation, molecular function: oxidoreductase activity. Gene Ontology annotation, biological process: retrograde transport, endosome to Golgi.
AUGGCAACGGCAACUUCUCCAACUUCUCCUACGGAAACGAAAAGAAAUAUUGUAAUUAUUGGUGGUGGAAUUAUUGGUUGUACAUCUGCCUAUUACCUCACUCGCCACCCCUCAUAUAACCCCUCUACAACAAAAAUUACCAUCAUCGAAGCUCAAUCCAUCGCAUCAGCAGCUUCCGGAAAAGCAGGUGGAUUGCUUGCAUUAUGGGCACGCCCAGCAGCAAUUGUACCACUUUCAUACAAACUUCAUGCCGAACUGGCAAAAGAACAUGAUGGGGCAAAAAGAUGGGGUUAUCGUCAAUUGCAUUGUGGUUCCAUAGGAGCCAAGGCACGACUUAUCUCGGAAGCCGAUCCUAAAGAACCAACUGAAAAUGAAGGAGAAGCUUGGAAAAAGUUACCCAAAACCGAUAUGAAGAAACAAAAGAAAUAUCAGGGAGAUGAUAUUCCAACGACUUUAGAUUGGUUCGAAAAUGAUAAUCUAAAAUGGUAUUCGGAAAUGGGAACUCCAGAGACCACAGCACAAGUACAUCCAUAUCAAUUCACAACUUCCAUGGCAGAUUUGGCGGUGGAAAAGGGAGUCGAAAUUAUUUAUGGUUCGGUUACCGCAAUUGAUUACACGGGGAAUCAUGUAAAGGGUGUUACUUAUGAAGACAAGGAGACGAAACAUAUUCACAUGUUACCUGCGAAUGAUGUCAUAUUAUCUGCGGGUCCUUGGACCAGUCAUGUAUGGCCAGAAGCACCAAUUACUUCACAAAGAGCGCAUAGUGUUGUGAUUGAAGCAGAAGUAUCUCCUUGGGCAGUCUUUACAGAAAUCGAUUUACCAAAGGGAUUUGGAAGAAAAAGUGAAGAUGGAGCAAAGAAGAGAAAACAUGAUAAGAUGGUCAAUCCAGAGAUGUAUGCUAGACCUGAUGGAACAGUAUAUGCUUGCGGUGAAGGAGAUGAGAGAAUUCCUCUCCCUAAAUCUUCAAAUUUAGUCGUAUGCGAUGAAUCUAGUUGUGAUGAUAUUCUAGAUUACGUAGGAUCUAUAUCCGAUCCUUUGCGAAAAGGAAAAGUCCUAGCCAGACAAGCAUGUUAUCUACCAUUAGCUAGUAGUGGUGGCGGUCCUCUCAUUGGACAUACGGGUAUCCGAGGACUUUUUCUCGCAGCAGGACAUACAUGUUGGGGUAUUCAAAAUAGUUGUGCAACUGGAAAAUUGAUGAGUGAAUUUGUAUUUGAAGGGGAAGCAAAGAGUGCAGACAUUCACAGUUUGGAUCCAAGAAAGUUUUUGGGUAAUGAAGAUUAA